Gasterosteus aculeatus aculeatus (three-spined stickleback) is the source of this 4381-nucleotide messenger RNA. The record is from RefSeq and is a predicted model, not a curated record. NCBI's taxonomy places the organism in Eukaryota, Metazoa, Chordata, Actinopteri, Perciformes, Gasterosteidae.
UCCACCACCACCACCCCUCCUCCUCCUCCUCCUCCUCCGCUUCAACGUCCGCCGGAGCUGUAGCGCGAUGUGGCUCUGAGCGAGGCGGCGAAACGGCUUCACCACCACCGGAUUGCAGCGCGUUGACCGACGGCGCUCGGACACCCCGUGGACAUGAGGACGCCCGCGCCCGCGACAUCUUCCAGCGAGGAGGAUCGGGAGCCCUGACCGGGUUUGGGGUUUUUUUCGGCCGAGCAGAUGAGAAAAAGAACCGUCAUGACCGUUUUCCACUCCUCCACUGAGGGACCUCGGCCCCUUCCGGUUUCUGAACUUCUCGACGCUGGGAUGAGAUAAUAAAGCCGAACAGCUCGUGCAUGCCGCUACAACGACACCUGUAGCACUUUUGUGACCCCCCCCCCCCCCCCCACCACCGGGCAAAGUUCAAGCCACCGGUCAAAAAAUGAAGACGCCGGCUCUCCUGGCGCUGUCGGGGCGUAGGAUACCCACGCUGUCGCCCGGCGCCUCGUCCUUCCCGCACCACAGGGCCACGUUGAGGCUCUCCGAGAAGUUCAUCCUGCUCCUCAUCCUCAGUGCCUUCAUCACCUUGUGCUUCGGGGCCUUCUUCUUCCUCCCGGACAAUUCCAAGCACAAGCGCUUCGACCUGGGCUUGGAGGACGUCCUCAUCCCGCAUAUUGACUCGCCCAAGGAGGGGAAGCACACCUCUGGACAGGUGGUCAUACAUGGACAGGGGGGCCAUGACGAGCACAGACACAGGGAGGAGGAGGAGAGCCUGCGGGACAAGAUCCGGGCCGACCACGAGCGCGCGCUGCAGGAGGCCAAGGAGAAGCUGAGGAAGUCCCGCGAGGAGCUGCAGGCCGAGAUCCAGACGGAGAAGAACAAAGUGAUGGAGGACCUGAAGAAGAAGGACGCGGGGCCCAAGCCGCUGCCCCCCGUCCCGUUGCCCAAAGUGGUGGGCGUCAGCGACGGGGAGCCCCCGGAGCCCGACGCCAAGGAGAGGCGCGACAAGAUCCGAGAGAUGAUGAAGCAUGCGUGGGACAGCUACCGACAGUACGGCUGGGGACACAACGAGCUGAAGCCCCUCGCCAAGAAAGGACAUUCCACUAAUAUCUUUGGAAACUCUCAGCUGGGCGCGACCAUCGUGGAUGCCUUAGACACCCUCUACAUCAUGGGUCUGCACGACGAGUUCAAAGACGGCCAGGACUGGAUCGAGCAGAACCUGGACUUCGGAGUGAAUGCCGAGGUGUCUGUGUUCGAGGUCAACAUUCGUUUCAUAGGAGGCCUGCUGGCUGCCUACUACCUUUCUGGACAGGAAAUGUUCAAGCUGAAGGCGGUGCAGCUAGCUGAGAAGCUACUUCCUGCCUUCAACACCCCCACAGGAAUCCCCUGGGCCAUGGUCAACCUCAAAAGCGGCGUGGGGCGUAACUGGGGCUGGGCGUCGGCGGGCAGCAGCAUCCUGGCGGAGUUCGGGACUCUCCACAUGGAGUUUGUGCACCUCACCUACCUGACGGGGAACCCGGCCUACUACCAGAAGGUGAUGCACAUCCGGAAGCUGCUGGCCAAGAUGGACCGACCCAACGGGCUGUACCCGAACUACCUGAACCCCCGGACGGGCCGCUGGGGCCAACACCACACGUCGGUCGGGGGACUCGGGGACAGUUUCUACGAGUACCUGCUGAAGGCGUGGCUCAUGUCGGACAAGACGGACACGGAGGCGCGCAGGACCUACGACGACGCCAUCGAGGCCAUCGAGCGCCACCUAAUACGCAAAUCCAACGGCGGCCUGACGUUCAUCGGCGAGUGGAAGAACGGCCACCUGGAGAGGAAGAUGGGCCACCUGGCCUGCUUCGCCGGCGGCAUGUUCGCGCUUGGCGCCGACGGCUCGCCUGACGACAAGGCCGGACACUACCUGCAGCUGGGGGCCGAGAUCGCACACACCUGCCACGAGUCCUACGACCGGACGGUGCUGAAGCUCGGCCCGGAGGCCUUUAAGUUCGACAGCGGCCUGGAGGCGGUGGCCGUGCGGCAGAACGAGAAGUACUACAUCCUGCGGCCGGAGGUCAUCGAGACCUACUGGUACAUGUGGAGGUUCACCCACGACCCCAAAUACCGCCAGUGGGGCUGGGAGGCGGCGCAGGCCAUCGACAAGUACUGCCGGGUGAGCGGCGGUUUCUCCGGCGUGAAGGACGUGUACUCCUCCAACCCGACGUACGACGACGUGCAGCAGAGCUUCUUCUUGGCCGAGACGCUCAAGUAUCUGUACCUGUUGUUCUCCAGUGACGACCUGAUGCCGUUUGAGAGCUGGGUCUACAACACGGAGGCUCACCCACUUCCUGUCCUCCACCGGAGAAACAUCACGCUGCCCGGCAGCGAGCCGGCUCAGCGGUAGACGGGGGGGGGGGGGCACCUGACCCCCCGCCGCCAACCACACCAACACUGGAUGAACUGACAUUGAGCUCCACUGACUCAAACGAGGGUCUUUCUUCUUUGUUUCAUCGGUUUCUGCUGCUCUCGGCUCCCCAAACCGGAGCCGCCUCCUUUUCCUGAUUUUCUUUUUUAUUCUUGUUAUUUCUGUUGAUUUUUUUGUGACAUUUGACCAAACCCGUCCUUCGGUCCGCGGCGCUCAGAGUGCAUUGUGGGGAUUCUGUGAAGAGUCUCCACGCAGACGGACGGGAGGACCUCACGUCGUGUUUCUCAUUCGGACAAAUCGCUACUGGGGGCUCAGGGUCCGCUUCUCCCUGAACCCAGCCCCCCCCCAUUCCACUUCCUGUCUGACCUUCAGAUGAACUUUGACCUUCAGUUGAGAGGGCAGGUUGUGGCGACAUUCCCCUCUUCCUCCUCUCCUCAUCUUCGUUUUUUCCAAAAAGUGGACCCUUGUAAGUAGAACAGUAAAUACAAAUGCAGCCCCCCCCCCCUCAUCUCCCCACCUCCCCCCCUCCCCUCCUCCUCCCCUCCUCCUCCGCCGGCUACGUCACCAACACCGAAGCCUCCUGCUGCUCCUUGUUUUGGGAUGAAGUUCCUCUGGGCUCUUUGCCUUCGUCGUGUGGAGGGUUGAUUCGUGCACUUUGAUUGGCGGGUUUCUGAGGGGGGGGGGCGCACAGCGAUGUGACCUGUUGCCCCGCCUCCUCACUGAGAUGCAUGAGCUCGUCAUCCUGCUGUUAUACUCUGUAAUGUUCCUCUCCGAGGCCUUCGACGCCUCCCGCCGCGCUGCAGAGUCCGUUCGGGGUCAUUUUCUCAUCUGUUCGAGGGACAACUCGCGCUCAUCACGACCAACUGCGUGAUGCUGACAUUGUAUCCUCUGGAUCCUGAUACCAGGGACCUUUUUUUAAAAUCUUUAGAGUCCGUUGGUGUCGUCACACGACUCUGGAAGAGGGGCCGAAAUCUCUGAAAGCGCCCGAUGCCAAAACGACGUGGAGACAAAUCUGGAAGCGUAGUUUUUAUCGUCGUAUAGACGGAACAUUCACGAGUUUAAUGUACAAAGAAAAUGUCUUGAGGGUUUUAGUCUCCGAGAGGCAGCAGAGGUCACGAGUCCGAUUUAGAGGUCAAGUUUUCAGCCGCAAGAAACUACAUCUCCCAUCAGCCCCGGCUCGUGUUAGCAGAAGCAACCAACGAAAAAAGGUUUUCAAUAAAACAAACGCACUUCAUGAUGGGCUCAAUAAAGCUGUGCGUGUGUGUCUGUGUGCGUGUGCUCACACACAUCAGCUUGUUGUUGUUCAUUAAAGAUUAAGAUUAAAACCAACCCCAUUAAUGUUUAAAAAAAAAGUAUUUAAAGAAGCAUCCGUCAUUAGUGGAGUUUAGUUAUUAUUUGUGUAUUACUCCACUGCAGAAAAUACUCCCCAACAAAUGUACUAUUAACUCCUCCUUUGUGUGACCACUGUGCAGGGCUUUCUUUUUAAGUAUAAUUUGGUGGUUAUUAUUAAAAAUGAAUGGGUUUGGAGACGUAUUUACCCGCCUUAUAAUUUAAAUGUGUCUGGGAAGACUUUAUAUUUUGAAGGUCUAAAGCCAAACUUCUGACCAGCUUUGAGCGGAGUUAAUAUUGAAUUAAUUCCCUUUUUCUUUAGUUCAGAAGCUUCUCAAAUCUCUCUUCCGCUUGUAGAUGAAGACAUUAUUCCCUCCAUGCUCCUCUUUCCUCAACAAUCCAUCGAUGCGGCAUCUGUCCGCCCUCUGACAUCACGCUGACAUCAUAUAUCUUAUGUGGGGGGGGGGGGGGGGUUAACCCGGGCCAACGAGUUGCUCGGAGCGACCUUGAUUUUGGAAAUUGAGUGUUCUGUAUUUGUAUUUUUACUGAACAAAAAAAAAAAAUCUAAUUAAAAGUAUCUGUAAAUAUGUUUAAAACGGAGACACAAAUUCAAUAAAGAUGUUAUUAAAAGUGAUCAUAAACGAA